This is a messenger RNA of Pestalotiopsis fici W106-1, 909 nucleotides long. RefSeq lists its product as uncharacterized. Bases 1 to 909 code for a protein of 302 amino acids. NCBI's taxonomy places the organism in Eukaryota, Fungi, Ascomycota, Sordariomycetes, Amphisphaeriales, Sporocadaceae. Gene Ontology annotation, biological process: negative regulation of transcription by RNA polymerase II. The transcript is spliced from 2 exons. Gene Ontology annotation, cellular component: nucleus. The record is from RefSeq and is a predicted model, not a curated record. Gene Ontology annotation, molecular function: DNA-binding transcription factor activity, RNA polymerase II-specific; RNA polymerase II transcription regulatory region sequence-specific DNA binding.
AUGGCCGAGCAGCAACCCAGCACGGCAGCAGCAGGUGGCGGAGGAGAACGUGGUGGAAGACACAACCGCGGUCGUUCAGGCAGAUCUCGUGGUGGUCGUGGAGGUGGACGUGGGGGCCGAAGUCGAGGUGGUGCGCAGAAUACUUCAACAGGUCAACAGAACCCGCCGUCGGAAGCUUCACCGGCGCCGGGGGCCACACAACCGCCAAGGGCAGAGGGAAACACACCUGGACAAGCACAUUCUGGCCGUGGCCCCAGAAGAACAAGAAACGCCAGGCGGGGCGGUGCCAAUUCCGGACAUAGAACGACAUUUGGUGCCCAGAGAGCCUUUGGAGGCCAACUCACCACAGAGUCACAACGCGAGGAAGGCGAGCAAGGCACAAACGCUUCUCUGGACGUGGGUGCCAACGACUUUGUGCCAGGCCAGUCUACACAUGAAGUCCGAAAUACACCUGGAGACUCUGUAGCAAACGGGAAGACACAGCGAGAACGGAGAGAUUCCAAAUCCACAGCUCCCGACCUUCCCACACGCAUACACGAAGACAUCACCUAUGGCCAAUAUGAGUGUGUCAUUUGCACCAACGAAGUACUCUCAAACUCGAAGAUUUGGUCAUGCACAAUCUGCUGGACUGUGGUGCACAUGUCAUGUGUAAAGAAAUGGUACACAAACCAGACCAAGAAGCCGGAGCAGCCAGGGGCCGAGGCCCUCAAGGGCUGGCGCUGUCCUGGCUGUAAUUCAGCGAUGACUGAUGAGCCCUCGAUAUACCACUACGUGCUCCAAGCCAAGGUCAACUUGCCCUCAUCCGUGUGGCUCUAUGAUCUGCCAUGCUGGGCCCUGCCCGCCAUGCGAGAUGAUGGGACCAAGUAUCUCGUGCUUUUGCGGCAAACAGGUUUCAACAAAACGUUGUAG